Striga asiatica is the source of this 714-nucleotide messenger RNA. NCBI's taxonomy places the organism in Eukaryota, Viridiplantae, Streptophyta, Magnoliopsida, Lamiales, Orobanchaceae. The record is from the annotation of a GenBank genome assembly.
AUGAUCUUCGGCAAGAAGGAGUCAAACAAGAUGAGCGAGCAGCAGGUGUUCAUCUUGUGGUCGAUUUCUCACGACAAGUCGGUGACCAUGUUGCAGUACCUGAAGGACACUCUUUUCGACAUACGCAACGACAGGAGGCGUGGUCCAAACUUGGGCCAUGUGGUGUCCAAGUUAGCCGAGUACUUUGGGGUUGACAUCGACGAACCCCCAAUCCGUGCCAAGCCAUUUUCACAGAAGGACCUCUGGCACGCCGGCUACCUGAUCAACCCACACACUCCGAAGCCCGUCACCAAGCUGUCCAGCUACAAGGCCUAUUGUGAGGAAAUGGGUAUACCGUUUCCGGACGAUGAUACGUCGGCUGGUCCAGCCGGCAAGAACUCUCAGGAUGAUGACGGGUACGACUCCGACACCGACAGACAUCCCGCUCACGAGACCAUUCAACCUCCUCCAUCAAUAGACGUGCACAGGGGUGCAUCUUCCCAGCCGGGUGCUCCAAUUUGGUUCUCCGAGUAUAAGGCUCGGAAUCAGGUACGUUGGAAAACUUUCACCGAGCAGAACAACGCGCGUUGGACGUCGUUCGUGGAGUCCAACAAUGCACGUUGGACGGAGCAGACCAAGAGGUGGGACGAGUUUAUGCAGUCUAAUGCGGCGCACUGGACAGUCCAUGAUGCCCGAUGGGACACUUGGGCGGACCAGCAGUACCAGCAGUUCUAA